This is a messenger RNA of Conger conger (European conger), 5129 nucleotides long. RefSeq names its product gamma-aminobutyric acid type A receptor subunit beta3 (gene gabrb3). Bases 250 to 1758 code for a protein of 502 amino acids. Gene Ontology annotation, biological process: monoatomic ion transmembrane transport; regulation of membrane potential; chemical synaptic transmission. Gene Ontology annotation, molecular function: neurotransmitter receptor activity; extracellular ligand-gated monoatomic ion channel activity; GABA-A receptor activity. The record is from RefSeq and is a predicted model, not a curated record. NCBI's taxonomy places the organism in Eukaryota, Metazoa, Chordata, Actinopteri, Anguilliformes, Congridae. The transcript is spliced from 10 exons. Gene Ontology annotation, cellular component: membrane; synapse; GABA-A receptor complex.
UUGGGCAAAAUGCAUCACAUUUGCACAGUAUCCUUCCUCAAAAAACGCCCUUAGCAGAGUAGGAACAAAUCUGGAUUUCUCCAAAUUAUUUUCCAGAUCAAGAUCAUCUUCAGAAGCAAACAAUGACUUCUUCGGCAAAUCGGUGCUAAUGGCAUACAUUAAUCUGUAGUCAUCAGGAUUGCUUCGGCAAAUGCGCUGAACGUUUUGUGGUUUUAGUCAUCGCUGCUGUAUAGCUACAGAGCAUAAGGAAUGUUGGGAUUCCAGAAAAGAAGAUUAUUUGGUGUUCUUUCAGCGCCAGUUAUUGUAGCAGUUGUGUGCUGUGCGCAGAGCGCCAAUGAACCCGGGAAUAUGUCUUUUGUCAAAGAGACAGUGGACAAACUGUUAAAGGGAUACGACAUUCGCCUUCGACCAGACUUUGGGGGGGCCCCGGUUGCUGUUGGCAUGAGUAUAGAUGUGGCGAGUAUCGAUAUGGUAUCCGAAGUCAAUAUGGACUACACAUUGACCAUGUACUUCCAACAAUACUGGAGAGAUAAACGGCUGGCUUAUGCAGGCAUACCAUUGAACCUAACGCUCGACAACCGUGUGGCAGAUCAGCUCUGGGUCCCAGACACGUACUUUCUGAACGACAAGAAGUCCUUUGUGCACGGCGUCACAGUGAAAAACCGGAUGAUCCGGCUCCACCCCGACGGCACAGUUCUCUACGGCCUGAGGAUCACCACGACAGCUGCUUGCAUGAUGGACCUGCGGAGAUACCCACUGGAUGAACAGAACUGUACCCUGGAAAUUGAGAGCUAUGGCUACACAACAGAUGACAUUGAGUUUUACUGGAAAGGGGGAGAUAGUGCUGUGACUGGGGUGGCCAGAAUUGAGCUACCUCAGUUUUCAAUCGUGGCUUACAAGCUGGUCUCCAGAAACGUCGUUUUUUCAACAGGAGCCUACCCACGACUGUCUCUGAGUUUCAAACUGAAGAGAAACAUUGGAUACUUCAUUCUGCAGACAUAUAUGCCCUCCAUUUUGAUCACCAUCUUGUCUUGGGUGUCAUUCUGGAUCAAUUACGACGCCUCUGCUGCUCGAGUGGCUUUGGGUAUUACGACUGUGCUCACCAUGACAACCAUCAACACGCACUUGAGGGAAACACUACCCAAGAUCCCCUAUGUCAAAGCCAUCGACAUGUACCUGAUGGGUUGCUUUGUCUUUGUCUUCUUGGCCUUGCUGGAGUAUGCUUUCGUCAACUAUAUCUUCUUCGGAAGGGGGCCUCAGAUGCAGAAGAAGCUGGCAGAAAAAGCAGAAAAGGCCAACAACGACCGUAAUAAAUAUGACAGCAACAGGUCUGGUCUGGAAGGAGGCAAUUGCAAGCCGUCAUCCAUUAAACAGUCCAAUCAGGUUCAAGGUCAUCGGCACUCACGAGCGGUUGACGCCCAUGGGAACAUCCUGUUGACGACCCUGGAGAUCCAUAACGAGGUUGCGGGAAAUGAGAUCACAACCAGUGUGACAGAGACCAGGAACUCCUCCUCCAUGGCGUUCGACAACUCAGGAAUCCAGUACAGGAAACAGAGCAUGCCCAGAGAGGCAGGCCGGCACAGCCUGGACAGGAAUGCACAGCUGAAGAAGACACGCCUGCGCAGGAGGUCCUCGCAGCUCAAAAUCAAAAUCCCUGACUUGACGGACGUGAACGCCAUCGACAGAUGGUCGCGAAUCAUAUUCCCUGCUGCGUUUUCACUCUUCAAUUUAAUCUACUGGCUUUACUACGUGAACUAAGCUGCAAGAUGGGGACUUUUUUGUGUAAAAAAAACAAACAAAAAAAACAUUCUAUAUAUGAUACUAAGGACAUAAUUUUUCACCCUCUUUGUCAACAUUUUUAUACUCGCAAUCUUACUCAAAGUAGGAUUCUGGCAGUUUAGAAACUUUCACACAAAAAUAAUUUUUUUGUAAAGGACUAUUGUAUAAAUAGAUGCCCUCUGACGUCCAUAAUCACAGGGACUGCAUGAAUAAUGUAAUCAAAACCUUUCACUUCCUCUAUAAUACCUGUAACCUGAUCAAUAUGAUAUAGACUUCAGUAACAAUAGCAUUACAUAGUGAUGUUUUUAUUAUAAAAAAAUGAAAGCAUUAUUAUGUGAGUACUGCACAGUACUGUUACAAAACAUGAAAAAAGCCUCAAUACAGAAGUGUGGGUUGGAAUAAAGUUUUACUGAUUAUUUAAGUUGUACGUCAUGUAAAACAACUUUCGCCACAGAGCUGUCCAUGCAUAUAAACAUAAUAAGUUGUACAUAACCCUUGCUACAAUCGUACACAGAAAUUUGGUCACAUUUUGUCAAAAAGCCCUUUACAGUUAAUAUAUUGGUGAACAGAAGUGAAGCUGAUCUCUAAAUGGUACACAGUUAAAUAUGACUUCUUCUUUUAAAACAAGAUUACUUUUUAUUAAAAUUUUUUACAGUUUAAAAAUAAUUUUUUUAAAAGGACAAAGGCCCUCUGGCAACUAUAACAGCUUGUAAAUGCUUCCAGUAGCCAGCUAAGAGUCUUUCGACUCUCACUUUUGGAAUUUUUCAGAUCCCUUCACAGAUUUUCAAUAAUAUUGAAGUCUGGGGAAUGUGGUGGCCAUUCCAAAACCUUCAUCAGUCUUUCCUGGAGGUACUUCAUUGCUGAUUUUGAGGUAUGCUUGGGAUCAUUGUUUUGAUUCAAUACCAAACCUCAUUCAACUUCAACUUCAAUGGCUGGACUGACCUUUGAGCAUUAGCCUCUAGAAUUUAUUCAUAUUUGGUGGAAUCCAUUUUUCCUUCCACUCCCACAAUAUUUCCUUUGCCCCCAGCUGCCACACAACUAAAAAAACAUAAUGGAUCCAUCUCCAUGCUUAACAGUUGGCAAGGUGUUCUUGUCUACAAAGGCUUCACCCUUUUUUCUCCAAAAAGAUACCUUCUUUGAUGGUAUCAAUUUUGGUUUUGUCAGUCCAAAGCACAUUGUUCCAAAAGGCUCCAGGCUUCUCAAUGUUUUCUUAUAUAUACUUCAGAUGUUUCAUUUUGUGAUGAGUUGUAGGAAAUGCUUCUUUCUGGCAACUGUGCCAUGUAGAUCUUUGUUGUUUAAAGUAUGUUGUAUUGUUGUCCUGUGAACAGCUAUACCUGUCUCAGCUACUUUUUUUGCAGCUCUUUUGCAGUGGUGUGUGGGUUUUUCUGAGCAUUUUUUGAGCCAUUAUAUCUGAACAUUUUCUUAGUCUUCCAGACCUUGCCUUGACUUCAACUGUUCCAUUUAUCUACCAUUUUAUCUAGAAUGCCUUCUCCUUCUUGGUGGAAAUGAACCAUCCUCAUUCUUCCAUCAUUGGACAUCUGUUUUUGAGGAACCCAUGGUUGUUAACACCAGACAGAACAGCCAAUGCAGUUGGAUACUUUAGAAGUCAUAGAGUUACUUCAGAAUAAAAAAAGUUCAGCCUUGGAAUUAUAUUCACCUGACACAUUGAAGCCCUAAGGAGUAAAUCACCUGAGGCUUGGCCUUAGUAAUCAUCUUUUUAAAAAGUAACAAAGAAUAAUCCAAAAGGGUUCCAAACCUUUUGCACCGGGCCCUUUGCCUUUCUAUAAUUUAUAAACAGUAAAUACAGUCUUGCUGUGAAAUUUGCAGAAAGGGUUCAUGUUUAACUCCGUAAUAUUUACAGUUCAGUUUUGCUUCUGUUCACCAAGAUAUAAUUCCAAAAUGUUUUUUUACAGGGGUGCAGACAUUUUUGCAUACGACUGUAUAUCCAUUAAGUAUUAUUAGCACAUGUACAGUAUAAAUACAGUAUUUGCCUUUCGGUAAAGAUAUGAUUUUCAUGGGCAAACUAUUCUAAACUUUUAUUAUAAAGUGCUACUGUACAUGCUAUUUUGCUUUUGUAUUUUUUACAGCACACUCCUUACCAUGAAGGGAUGGCAUCAAAAGUUAAACGCUGGUUAUGAUGAAAAUACUUUUGCUUAAAACAACCUGACAUCUGACAAUAUGAAAGAAGCUAAUGUUAAUUUACAGUGUUCUAUGAUGAUUACAUGAAGAUACAAGUACAAAGUUAAUUUAUGCUUUUAAUCAGUAUUGUAAAUUGUCUAAAAGAAGCAACUUGUCUCAGGUUCUAUGUCACCUUUUGGCAUUCUCAUCAUCUGCUUUCCAUUUUGUUAUCAUAAAGCACAUUCAUUGUAAUUAGUUUGUAUGAUUAACAAGCAUAUACUGUUCAUGACUACUCCAUAGCUGAUUUUUGAUAUUGUGACAGCAUGGUAUUAGUCCAACUGUGACUACUGAAACUGCUCUACAUCAGUGCUGUACAUAGGAUGGCAUAUUCUGGCAAAAUGCCAUGCAUAUGAACAUGCUUAUACACUUAAACAUUGCACUGCACACACACAUGGUCCCAUACACACAUGUACAGGUAUGCACAGGCACGCACACAUACACACACAAACACACACACACCCAGUGCUGUUACAUUUGCUGGUCACAAGGUUUCAUUCAAAGAUUUGUUUUAUUGGUAGUUACUUAUUGUUGCUAAUACUAUUCUUAUUACUUAUAUGUUGUAAAUACAUGACACAUUAGCCAAAUGUGUGAACAUUUCAUUUUCUACACUGUGAAAACCAUGUUUCUGUUGUUGCAUAAACCUGGUUGUCUAUUCUAUUAGGUAUAUAUGGAUAAAGACAAUUAAGUGAAUAAUUAAACUGAAAAAAUAGAAUGUCAGUUUAUGGCCCUAAAAGGAAGGACUUGCUUGUAUGUAUUUUUUUUAUUAUUGGUUCCCUUUCUUUAUUUUCUUCCAUUGUUCAUUUUAUUUAUUUAUUUUGGGCAGGGGGAGUUAGUGAAAUGUUUUUGUUGAACAUGCAUGAAUGGCAAUGUCAACCAGAGCUGGCAUAAGCUAUUGGUAAAUGGCAAUAUAAACAGUUGCUUAAUGGCACAGUCAAAAUGUUAUUUUCCUCCACUAUCCUUUAUUGGUAUUUGAAUAAUUCAAUUAGAAAUCCAAACAGAGCACCCAUAACAAUAUUCAAUUACACUGUAGGAAUCUCCAUAACAAUGGCCCAAGUCUGUUCGAAGAGCCAGAUGUCUUAUGGCUGCAUGUUCCACAGGAGAAGUACAGCACAGUACAGUAUGUUCAAGGGAGGUUUAUUUGCUUUGAAUUAAAGACAAAUUGAUUCACAUGA